This is a messenger RNA of Aegilops tauschii subsp. strangulata, 1710 nucleotides long. The record is from RefSeq and is a predicted model, not a curated record. Lineage: Eukaryota; Viridiplantae; Streptophyta; Magnoliopsida; Poales; Poaceae.
AAACCUUCCCCUUCCAUGCUCCGCACCACCGCCGCGAUGCUCCCGUCCCCCGCCUCCCUCCGCGCGCUCCUGCGCCUCUCCCGCCGCGCCCCUUUCCCCCGCCUCCGCCAGCUCCCAAGCCCCCCGCUCCUCCCCCGCCUCCGCCCCCUCUCCUCCUCGCCCAACCCCGCCCGCGACCCCCUCGCCCCGCCGGAGCCGCUCUCCUCGGCCUUCGCCGCCGCCGCCUCCAACCCCGAAGCCCCCGCCGACUCCGACCCCGACUCCUCCUGGGGCGUCUUCGACCCCGUCGCCGGCCGCAUCGUCAUGCAGACGCACCCUCCCCCUCCCACUUCUAGCUCCGACCGAGAGGAGGAGGAGGAGGAGGAGGAGGAGGUGGUGGAGGUGAAGCCGAAGGCGAGGCCGAGCGGCGGGAAGCGCGAGCCCAGGUGGGCGGAUGUGGCCACCGCGAGGAGGGCGGCGGGGAAGGGCGGCAAGGCGCCGAGGGUCUCGUACGUCUGCAGCAACUGCGGGGACGGCUUCUCGCAGUGGUGGGGCACCUGCCGCGGCUGCCAGGCCGUGGGGACCCUCACCAAGUUCUUCCCGGGGGCCGACUCCGCCGACGCCGACGCCGACGCCGAGGGGUCGCACCACGCCGGCCGCUCGUGGAUUCGGCAGAAGAGCAAGGAGAUGGUGCCCAAGAAGCUCCGGGAAGUCACCAAGGGGUUUGACCAGGCGGGCUGGCGCAUACCGCUGCCAGGGACCUUUGGAAAUGAAAUUUCUCGGGUGCUUGGAGGUGGCGUCGUUCCUGGCUCCUUGGUUUUAGUAGGUGGGGAUCCAGGUGUUGGCAAAAGUACAUUGAUGCUACAGCUUGCUUCUAUUGUAUCUGAAGGUUCCGAGGACCAUGGGUCUUCUCCUGUUGUGUAUGUGUCCGGUGAGGAGAGCAUUGAGCAAAUUGCAAAUAGGGCUGACCGGAUGAGUAUCAAGUCUAAAGAUUUGUAUCUAUACUCUAGUACAGAUAUUGAGGAUAUCUUGGACAAAAUCCAGCCACUAUCUCCAAAAGCUCUUGUUGUUGAUUCAAUUCAGACAGUUUAUCUAUCAGCAUUUGCUGGAAGUGCUGGGAAUCAAGUGCAGGUCAAGGAAUGCACAUCUGCCUUGUUAAGUUUUGCUAAAAUGACAAAUAUCCCUGUUUUCCUGAUUGGACACGUCACAAAAACUGGUGAUAUUGCUGGCCCUCGUGUUCUAGAGCACAUAGUAGAUGUUGUUUUGUAUAUGGAGGGAGAGAGAUGCUUAUCUCAUCGACUGUUACGGUCAGCGAAGAAUCGUUUCGGUUCAACAGACGAGCUUGGUGUAUUUGAAAUGUCAGAACACGGUCUGCAAGCUGUUCUGAAUCCCAGUGAGAUGUUCUUAACUGAGCAUGACUCUGAUUCUGAGAUACUGGCUGGGCUUGCUGUAGCUGUUGUUUUGGAUGGAUCCAGAACCUUCGCUAUUGAAGUUCAGGCACUGUCUGUUCCUGGUUCUCUUGGUCAAGGAAAAGUCGUUGGCACAAAGUCAAAAAGGGUUGAGAUGAUAAUAUCAGUUCUUAUGAAGCAGGCAGGUCUAAAACUUCAGGAUAAUGUUAUUUAUCUGAAUGUGGUCAGUGGGUUCGAGCUGUCGGAGACUGCAGGAGAUCUGGCCAUAGCAGCUUCGAUUUGCAGCAGGUGAUUCCUUUUGAGGCUUCUGUUUGGGAGAUCU